Molecule: messenger RNA, 4044 nt
Organism: Danio rerio (zebrafish)
Lineage: Eukaryota; Metazoa; Chordata; Actinopteri; Cypriniformes; Danionidae
Source: RefSeq, a predicted model, not a curated record
CUGCUCAUGUGUCACCGCUGAGUCUCAAUUAUUAAGAGCGCAGAGAAUCAAUAAUUGAUCAAGUGAACGUCCGUGUGUGAGAACUCGACGGAAAAACAUGCGUGCGCGCGCCGCCUGGCCAAUCAGAAGCGUAGGUUUUGACGUUUCCGUGAGCGCCGACCAAUCAGAGCGCAAAUACCCUGAACUUCCUGCUGUGCGUCACUCGGAGAGCCUUAGAAUAAUGCUGGAGUGAUAAUAAACGGGAUGUUUAUAAUGUACGGAGUAAAUGAAGAGUCACUGUACAGUUCUUAAACUCCACCUACGGGAUGUCGGUCUCCUCGCUGUGGGCGGUGGAUGUGUACGGCCGGGUGUUCAGUCUGUCAGCCUCUAGGGGGCGCUGGAUCCGAUCUGCUGACCCACUGCUGGAGCUUAAGCGGCUCUCGGGCUCCAGGCUCUCCUGCUGGGGCAUCGGCUGCGACCAUCAGAUCUACCUCAACGUCUGCCCCAGUCCUGUGCCUAUUCGACACCAGGAGGAGACCUACGAGAACCAGAGGUGGAACCCGGUGGAUGGGUACACAGAUGCUCUUCUGCCGACGGACCGCUGGCAGUGGACGGAUGAGUCCGGCUCGAACCCUCAGCCUCUGCACAGUUUCCAGCUGCCGUCUGCUAACUGGGAGUGGGAGGGAGACUGGUACGUGGAUGACGAAAGCUGUGGGAGAGAGUCCACCGAGACCGGGGGCUGGGAGUACGCUGUGGACUUUCCUGCAACCUUCACUAAAGAGAAGAAGUGGAAUUCAUGUGUUCGUCGCCGGCGAUGGCUUCGCUACAGGAGAUACAAAGCUCUGGGAUCAUGGGCUAAGGUGUGUGUGGACCGAGGCCGAGUCCCUCCAGAGCCCUUCAUUGACAUUAGCUGCGGCGGCUGGAGUAUUAGUGACGACCCAGAGAAAUACAUUCAUCUGUGGGCCGUUUCUCAGCAAGGACAGUUAUGGCUCAGGUCAGGUGUCAGACAGCAGAAUCCGGAGGGCGAGCGCUGGGACUCUGUUCAGGUCCCGCGGGAGGUUUGUCAAGUCUCCUCGGGGCCCGGAGACCUGCUGUGGGUCGUUCUGUGGGAUGGACAAAUGCUGAGCAGACGUGGCAUCACUAAACACUGCCCUACAGGCUCAUCCUGGGAAUUAGUGCAUCCUCCCAGUCAGAAAGGAGCCAUUCAUGUGGCGGUGGGGAUGAGCGUGGUUUGGGCCAUUACAAAAGACAACAAAGUCUGGUUCAGGAGGGGCGUGAAUUCCCACAAUCCAUCUGGCACAGGCUGGAUCAGUAUUGCUGGAGAGAUGGUGAUGCUCAGCAUUGGGCCCAAUGACCAGGUGUGGGGUGUUGGCAGUGAUGACCGGAUGGUGUAUUUUCGUGCUGGUGUAACAGCGUCUGAGGUCACGGGCAGGUCAUGGGUCGCGGUGUCAGCUCAGCUCGAUGGCCUUCAAAGCACAAAUCAUUCCAGUGAUGUCACAGUCUUCGCUGGUGAUGUCACCGCCCCGUCGCAGGGCUCAGUUCUGAGCUGUGAGGACGACCACGAUGACGAAAACCCCAAAGCACACGUCCCGAAGAUCAGCAGUGACAGCUUCAUCUCUGCGCUGGUGUCUGAUCGCCCUACAGGACCUGAAGGAGAGCAGAAGCCUGGACCAUCAUUACCCAGCAUCCCCUCUGAUGCGCCGUGGAGCACCGUGGACCUGCAGGAGAAGCGGGCGUCUGUGGCCACCGUCCCCAUUCAGAUGCAGAACAGCACCAGCAGUGUGCUGCAGGAGGAGACCCCCCCCUGGGCGUGGGUCACCGCCGGAGGAUGUGACAUCACUUCCUGCGCUGGCCUCCAGUGCUUUCAUAGCACAGAUGCAGAGCCGCUCUCUCCAUCCAUCACUCCUGCACUCAGAGCUGCAGACACACACACGGCAGCAGCACAGCAGCACAGAGACGCCUGCGCAGACCAGAGUGUGCGAGUGACGCAGGGCUCUAUGUGCUGGUGGAGGGACUGGACGCCGUAUCAGUGGGAGGAUGUGUGUGUGAUGUUGGAGCAGGUCAGCGGUGCUGGAGCUCAAAUUGGAGACAUACUGUACAUCUACUACACACACCAGCAAGAGAAGAAGUUUCUGUAUGCUGUGAUAAAGGAGGUGACGGCGCUGGUUCCCAUGUUCAGGGACUCUCUGUACACUGUGGCGGUGUACACACCAGAGAGAACCAAACAGAGAAAACCCAUUUUACUGGCAACACCCUCUCAACAAGACUUCAGCAGCUGGUUGUGUGUCCUGAAUGCGUCGUGUUGUGGAUCCAGGGCUCUGGGGGAUCAUCCGUCUGCACAGGCCCUGUGGGCGGUCACCUGUACAGGGGAUGUCAUGGUUCAUGAGCCCUCCCCCAGUCUGGAGGCUCCGGCACAGUAUUUACCCUGCGAUCAGAUGUUCUGGCGUCAGGUUCCCGCUCAUCUGCUGUGUGUGGAGUGCAACAGUCUGGGUGUGGUGUGGGGCAUCGGGCACGAUCACACAGCCUGGGUCUACACUGGGGGGUCAUCAGCUCAGGUGUCUGGACCUGUGAAGCUGAAUGAGGAGGUCAGUGAUGUGAGGAGUGUGUGCAUCUAUGAGAACCAGCGCUGGAACCCAAUGACGGGAUACACUGACAAAGGUUUGCCGACUGACCGCUACAUGUGGAGUGACUCAUCCGGCUUCAGAGAGAGCACUAAAGAAAACACCAGACCUCCGUCACCGCAGUGGACAUGGGUUUCUGAUUGGACAGUGGACUUCAGUGUCCCAGGAGGGACAGAUAAAGAGGGCUGGCAGUACGCUGCAGAUUUCCCUGUGAGCUUUCACGGGUGCAAGACGAUGAAGGACUUUGUGCGGCGCCGGCAGUGGGCAAGGAGGUGUGCACUCAGCCUGACGGGGCCUUGGACGAAGGUGCCUCCGAUCGCUCUGACCGAUGUGACCAUCCUGCCAUGUCUGUCCCAGUGCCGGCUGGAGCAAGUGCCCGUCUGGGCCCUCAGUGAGAAGGGGGAUGUGCUGUGCCGGCUGGGGGUCACUCCUGAUAAUCCUGCAGGCAGCUCGUGGCUUCAUGUGGGCACCGAUCAGCCCUUUAAGUCCAUCAGCAUUGGAGGAGGUCAUCAGGUGUGGGCCAUCGCCCGGGACGGGGCCGUCUUCUACCGGGGCUCCGUUUCCGCCAAUAAUCCAGCAGGCGAGUGCUGGUACCACAUCCCGUCUCCACCGCGGCAGACGCUCAAGCAGGUGUCAGUGGGCAGAACAUCUGUUUACGCUGUGGAUGAAAGCGGUAAUCUGUGGUUCAGACAGGGUUUGACACCCAGCUAUCCUCAGGGCUCAGCAUGGGAGCUCAUCUCCAAUAAUGUGUGUAAGGUGUCUGUCGGACCGCUGGACCAGGUCUGGAUCAUUGCUGAUAAAGUGUCAGGUCAUCCAGCUGAGAGCUCAGGAACGGUCUGCCACAGAUUGGGAGUGAAGCCCAUGCAACCCAAAGGCCUGAGCUGGGACUACGGCAUCGGGGGUGGAUGGGAGCACGUGUGUGUGAGAGGGAACUCAGUGGAGCUCCAGCGGGCGACUCCUCGCAGCCCGAUGCCCAGACCCAGAGCUGAGAUUCAGGUGAACGGCAAUGCUGUGGGCUGCUAGACCCGUGCACACCUUCAUCUUCAUCAUGCACGUCAAAGUUUGCACUUGUUGGAAAAACUAGGCAUGGGACGAGGUUUACAGCGGUGUGGAAAAGUCAAGGUUUUAAAACCACCAAGAGCUUCUGUUACACUGCUCCUACAGGUACAUCCAAGUGACUAUUUUAUUUAUUUAUUUACGGCAGCAGCAUCUCCAGCAGAAGAUGAGCCUCCACGUCAAAAGCUGCACAAUCAAAACGUCUGAGAAACAAAUCACUGAUACACCAACAUCCUGUAGAGCUGAGCAGUGCAGCGGCUUUACUGUGUAUCUAUGUAUAUUUGUGCAAUAUAUUUGAUUAUACAUUAGGGAAGAACUUAUUUUAGAGCAGUAAUCACCACUGCAUGGGGUGUCCAAACUCGGUCCUGGAGGGCCGGCGUCCAGUUUA